AUGGAUCUGUCAGAGCCAUUAGGAAUUAACCACAUCGAAGGUGGCCUGGUUGGAGUGGAUUAUUCUCUCGACGAUGUAGUUGUGUCAAAUCUUUCGAAGUGUGCUGUAAAAUCGUUAAAGAUAGAUCUAGAUUCAUUAGAUAUGAAUAUUCACUUGGACUGCCCGCAUUUGUCUAUGUUUGGCAAAUAUAACGUGACUGGAAUGAUCAUAGCUAUAUUCUUUGAGGGACUGGGCGAAACCAGAAUUGUUGCAGAAAAUUACGGACUUUCAAUUAAAGGGAAACUGGAAGAAUUUAUUGGAGAAGAUGACCAAAAGCACGUUAAAGUCAAGAAUUUCAUACCAAAACCUCAUUACGGUGGGAAAGUUGUUUAUAAUCUGACAAAUCUGUUUUAUGGAAAUGAAAUGUUAGCUACCGAGGCCCAUAAGUACAUCAACGGCAAUUGGAAGGCGGUGUCAGAAUUCGGCCAAGCUCCAAUAAUGUCUGCUGCGCUGAGACUAUUCUUCAAAAACAUCAACAAGUGUCUUAAGCCUAUACCGGUUCAAAAUAUAGAAUUUUGA
This is a messenger RNA of Aricia agestis (brown argus), 558 nucleotides long. RefSeq lists its product as uncharacterized. The transcript has 4 exons. The record is from RefSeq and is a predicted model, not a curated record. Lineage: Eukaryota; Metazoa; Arthropoda; Insecta; Lepidoptera; Lycaenidae. Bases 1 to 558 code for a protein of 185 amino acids.